Malaya genurostris is the source of this 4337-nucleotide messenger RNA. RefSeq lists its product as uncharacterized. The record is from RefSeq and is a predicted model, not a curated record. Lineage: Eukaryota; Metazoa; Arthropoda; Insecta; Diptera; Culicidae. The transcript is spliced from 8 exons. The coding region runs from base 1002 to 4283 and encodes 1093 amino acids.
CUUGCUUCAGUUUUGUACACAUGUUCGAGACGGCAAGACCACUUUUUCAGCGGAUCGCUCGUCGAACGUCGAAACUUUGUGCUGUCGAAACCCUUCGUGUUUGUUUGGGAUUUUUCGUUGGAAUAGUCGUAUUGCUCGAACGUCAGUGGUGAACGAAGAGGUGAUAAAACUUUUCUGCGACUGAAAAUGAGAAAGUGUCACCCGUUCGGGCGGGGUGAAAUCGUGCAACAAUCGACGGACCGCGCUCGGAUUGCGAGUGGAGGUCGAAGCCCGUUUUAAAUGUGCUAAUAGGCGAUUCCCGCCGAAAGUGGUUGUGCGCUCAAAAGUACAGAAAAAAAGAGAAGAAAUUUUUUUGUUUUCAAGUAAAGUGCAGUUAAAAAAAAAGAGCCACCGAAGUGCCUCCGGUAAAACAAACUUUGCGCCGUGGAAUGUGCGUACAAAUGACACGGAAUGACCAUGGGAGAAAAAACUUUAUGACCGUUGAUGGAAAAGAGGUGCAUGCCAAAGUGCGCGUGAUUUUGUGGGCCCGUUGUUCCGAUUGACCUGCGCAAGUGCUGCAACGUGAUGUGCUGGGAAGAUUCGAUCGUGCGAAAUUUGCGGACUCUCCGCAUCCGAUGAAAUCUCGCUUGUAUUUAAAUACGAACUCGUGCGCAGUUUGGACAUUGGGUGAAUAAACUCUAAUUUCUGUUUCGUCUUUGUGCUACCAAAGAAUAAAAAUGUCAAAUCACUGUUCCGUGAAACUGAGCUGAGAAGAACGAAGUGCAACUACUGCAAAUUGGACUGCACUGAUGAAGUGAACAACAGACGCAGAGAAACACGACGGAAAUCGAAGCAGAAACAAAAAAGCAGAAACGUUUUCGCAACUAGUAAUGGUUAUAAAAUGCACCGAAAAGUGGAGUAACUAGGUAAAUAGCAAAAGAAGUGACGGAAGAAGAAGAAAAAAAACCCCAGCAACAUCAGUAACAAAAGUGCAUGUCGUGAACUUGGUGAGGGGGGGGGCUAUGAAGAAAUUCAUCACGACCAAAUUGCACGCAUCGCCGGUUAAGGAGAACCUCCAUCACGAAGCAGACCCAGAAGAGCAACCAACAUCCGAAGAGGAAUCGGCACACAGCUCAGUAACAACCAUCGCCGGUGGCAACAUCGUGGAACCGAAAUCAGCGCCGUCAUUAUCACCAGCUCCGGUGGUGGUGGCGACGACGACGACGGUGGCGGUCACAGCCAUGACAUUGAAUUCCGUACCCGGUGCCGGUGCUAAGCGACUGCAACUCCACCAUCAGCAACAGCAACAGCAGAAGCAGCAGUCUUCCGAUGGCGGUGGUGGAACAGCGGUAGAACUACCGCCUACUUUGAUUCAGCCCAAAGAGCCCCAGCAGUCGAAGGUACAGCCGCAACAUGCCAUCAUUACUAUCAGCAAACCAAAGCCGCCGCAGCCGCCGGUGAUGAGCAGUUCGACCUCGACGGCCGCCCAGGUCAAGAUGUGCGGUUAUCUCAAGAAGAAGCGAAAUAAGAUGGGUGGCUGGCGGAAGAUGUACUUCAUCCUGCAGAACCAACUGCUGCUUUCCUACUCGUCGAAGGACGACUACGAGAAGAAGCUUGCCCCCUUCAAGGACAUCAUUAAUCUGGUCCCGGGGACGGUCAUCAUCCCGACCACCGGACCUCGCUUUACCAUCGAAACCAACUCCAAAGUGCUGUACACAUUUCGCUGCGAUGAUCAUAAAAGCUGUUCCGAGUGGAUAACCGCGCUGCUCGACAGUCUCAAAGGUGACGGAGGUGGCGGAAUCGGUGGCGAUAAAAGGUACAGCCGCGGAAGUCUGCACGGCGCUAGUAACCUGCAGCACCACCUGACCCACCGGUCGCUGUCCUCGCUGUCGUCGUCGUCCUCGUCGGCAUCGUCGACCGGCUCGGCCACUUGCCAUUACGCCACCGAUGACCCCUCGAAGAUGACCAUCACAUCGAUUCGAAGGUUACAACAGCACAACAUGCCACAUCUUCCGUUGAAUGCCGGCUCGGGAGGUCAGACUGGCAGUCGGCAGGAAACGCAUCGCCGACAGCAACACACCCAACAGCAGCAGGCAUCCCUAUCGGCACCGAACCUAUUCUAUGGAUUCGGGAGCAGCAUUAUUGGCAGUAGCAGUAGCAGUAGCACUGGUGGUGGCAGCAAUAGCAACCACGUGAAAGUUGGCAAAUUGGUGCAGCUGCCCAUUGCUAGCGGGACGGCACGGUUGCUGGAGCGCGGAGGGGCUAACAAUGGACAGAAAAAGUACAAGAUACUCACCAUCAACGAGGUGGACGAUGACGGGGAAAACGAUGAAAAACCAGCAACAACAACAACAACAGCAACGGUAGCAAAAGCAGUAGCAGUGGCGCGUGAUAUCAGUAACGGUAACAUCAGCCGAGGGGACCCAGGGAUCAAAGUGACGACCAAAACCAGUCAAAGCAGUGGCAGCGACAAGAACAACAACAACAACAACUUGAAGGAAGGACCAGACGCCGGUGAACGGGAGGAUAAGGGAAAGCACGUGAAAAGCAGCAGAUCAGUUGAUAGUCGUCCGGGCGGAGAACUGAAGCAGUACGGUGAGGGGAAAGUAACCACAGCCCUAGCCAACAACUUCCGACUGCACACCGAUCGGGCGAAAAUGCAUCAGUCCGUUGAGGUAUGCCGGAUCAACAGUAUGUUCAGUGACGGUGGUAGACUGCAGCCAACAACAACAACAACAACAGCAACACCGGUCGGACGAGGACAAAACAUUUCGUCAAACGGUGGGCCCAGUUUUGCAGCCAGCACCGGUGACCUGCGGCGCUUUGGCACCGGUAGUAGCGACGGCAGCGUACGCGUGAACAAUAACCGCGGAACUACCGGAGGCAGUGCAACGGAUCUGCGAUCUGUGACGACGAGAAUUGGGGGCGGACGGCCAGAUUUGCUACUGCCGGUGAUGAUGAUGGAGUCGAAACCGCUCACCGAUAUCAAUCACAACAAUCUUACCAAGUGGAGUGCGGAAAGUAUUACCAUCGCCUUAACGGAGAAUGGCUUCACGUUGGGUAGCGGCGCCGGAAGCGUCGGAGCUAGAAGUGUUGGCUCAACGGACACCCUUUAUCGGAAGGUAAAGUCGGAUUCAUCCACAGUGUCCCCUACAAAUUGUGUCCGCAGCAAUAGUCACUGUAGUGAUCUAAACAAAUCUAGUCAAAUGUACAGUAGUCGCACGGAGCUGAACCGUUCACCGGUUCGUCAACAGGGCUGUCGAUCGCCACCAAAAAGAAGUGCUUCGAGUGACCGAGCUGGAGUCGGCGGUGAGUAUUCGCUGCGAUCCGAACCGAUCUACGCGGUGGUUGACAUGAACCUGAAGAAGGCUAGACGGCUGCAUCAAUUCAGCUACGGUGUCAGAGAUGCUGAUCUAGUCGGAACGCAAUAUGCUCCGAUGCAGCCUUCAGAACAUAACAUCAAAGUGGAAAUGAUACGUGAUUUAGAAACUGGGCGACUUAAGGAGAGAACCAAUAUCGAUUGUCCGACAUCGCUAGCCAGUGGAAGUGGCCCACAGACGAGCAGCAACGAUUAUGAAGAACUGAGUGAUUUGACAAUCGAAAAUUUUGCUAGUUUUGGGGAUGAUUUGGACAAUGCCAACGACGAUGAGAACAUUUACGAACCGAUCAACAUUCCCGAACAUUCGUCCAACCAUUCAUCACCGCAGCCGACUGCCACCGGAUCCUCUCAGAUGAACAACCUGUGGCGUAAUUUGAAGAAAAUGAACAUCAAUCAGCUGAUCAAACGACCGGGAAGUCAACCGGAAGCGGCUCAUCUGCCAAACCAAAGAGAAGGAGACAUUGAAGGUGAAACCGUACCACAGAAGGGUUCAACAUUCAGUGAGUUGAGUAAAAAAUUCGAUCAUCAUCGACGUUCAAUUAAAAACCGAAUGCGAGUGUUGGUGGAUCGGCAUGGACAGCAGCCAGCUGCGACGGGUCCGACAAACGAUACGACAUCGUCGAAGCUGCUAACUCAAUCCGACGAGAAACUGCGCAAAACUUCCGACAGUCGACCGCUGUUUAGCACAUUCGGUCGGAACAAAAAGUCCCGAAAGUCCCUGUCGUUUGAUGAUUUUGUACCGAGGAAAAAACAUCACCCUCAGCACCUGGACGGAGUCGUGGUGGGUGUUAUCUGCAAAACGGAUAAGGUGAACGACGAACUGCAUCAGGAGCUAAAGCGCCAGUUGUCGAAACGAUCCGAUAGUAGUGACGGCAGCAGCAGCAGCAACAGUGGUCAGGAGAAUAAGAAUAGCAUAGAACUGUAGGUGUAAGUGUAAGAGUGUAAUUCUAUUUCAUUUGUCCAAUCGUUACUCAAUAAA